Molecule: messenger RNA, 4239 nt
Organism: Orcinus orca (killer whale)
Lineage: Eukaryota; Metazoa; Chordata; Mammalia; Artiodactyla; Delphinidae
Product: translation initiation factor IF-2-like
Exons: 3
Coding region: 1-504 (167 amino acids)
Source: RefSeq, a predicted model, not a curated record
AUGAAGGUAUUCUGCACUCUUGCCUGCAACUUGACAAAGUCCUCGGUCACUGUACGUUUAAAGGAGCCCUGGGCUGUUCCCAACCCACUUUUGACUUGCCUCUGCCAAGCUCGCGUUUGCUUCGCCGGGGACGUUCGGCCCGGCUCGCCCGUGCGUCUGGGGUUCCCGCCCGGAGGACAAAGGCCCGACGCGCAGAGCUCACCCAGGCCCGCCCAGUUGUUCCAGCGCGGCCGCGAGGCCGUAGGCGGGCCGAGGGACCUGCCCUGGCGUCGCGCCCGCCGCGAGUGUAGGCGUCGGCUCUCUCCACCCGUUCUCCCGACCUCCCGGCCAGCGGCAGCGGCAGCGGCAGCAGCAGCAGUAGCAACCCCACGGACCGGCCGACCGCCUCACCUCAGCAGCGGACAAUGGCGGUCGCUCCCCCCACCCACCCCGGCCCGGCGUCGACCGGGACGCGCCGCGCAGGCUGCUGGGAGUGGUAGUUCCAGGCGGAGCGCUUCCGGUUAGACCUUGGCAAGUUCCUGGAGGUGCUCGGCCUCCGAGUUCCUCCUUCUAGGGAUUUACCCGGACCGCCGUGCCAGAGACCUCGGCGAGGCGGGCGGUGCUUUCCCAGCGGCGGACCGCGCUCCCCAGCCACCGCUGCCUGACGUUAGGGGGCCUCGGUAAAUCGCCGGUCGGCGAGCCUCAGUUUGCCUGUCCGUAAAACGGCGGCUUGCUGUAGCCCCACUUAGCGGUGGGAACUUGGUUGAAGUCUGAGCACUUUCCUUUUCGUUCAGUAGUUAAAAGAUUGUAAGGAAGUGGUUGUUAGGAUACCCUUUUUGGACAAGGAACCUAAUUUUGAGCUUCCCCUCACAUAUGAAGCCCUACUCCUUGUUACCGAGACGAAUUUGAGUCCGCUGGACCGAGGCCUCCUUCCCAGCUGUGUUGGGGGUGACCCUUGCUCAGAGCUCCCUAGCCCCUUCCUCCUUGCUCCUUAUUCGCCAUGCCUGUUCAUUUCUCCACCCUAGUUUCGACUGAUUAGUUGGGGGGACAGCAUGGUGGUCAGAGAGUGGCCAAUUGCAGAGAGCCUUAGGGGCAUCGGAAUGGCUCUGGCUGUGAGCCAGGGCAUGGUUCUGAGCAGAGCAGUCAUGGGCUCUGGCCUCCUCAAAGGAUCACUCACUGUGGCUUCUGUGUGGAGAGCAGAGUUAAAGAGGGUGAGGGAAGGACCAGAGUGACCUUUGUACCAAUGCAGUAAUCAACGUGGGUGGUGAUCCGUGGUCAGAUUGUGGAAAUGUUAGCGUUCAAAAGGUAGCGCCAACAGGCAGUAGGUUAAAGGUUGUGCAUCAUGGGCUGCGGUCCAGUCUGUAAUACCCAGAACAAGGAAGGGCAUGGAGGAGGCCUCUCAAUGCAGAGCAGUUCACCAGGGCCCGGUGGGGAGUGGGUUACAGGUGUGUGAUGAUACUGCUUCCCUAAUACCCAGGCCCUCUCCUACUUCAGGUACCCCAGCUUGUUGGAUGCUACCUUGUUCUCUCUGUCACGAGGUGGCAAACGCUGGGGCGAACAGCCAUCUUGGAUGCCACAUUAUGGAAGUCUGGGCUACGUCUGAGCUGUUACUGAGGUUUCUGAGUGGGGAGAGACCAGAGCAGUAGGAGAAUCUAGGUUGUCUGUGGACAUGCCCUUCCUCUGAGAGGUGCCCAAAAUGUGGUCACUCCAUGCCACGUGAAGGGCUUCAGCUGGUUCCAUUUCCUCAAAACCAGAUAAGAAUGAAAGGUAAAGGGGGGGCUUCCCUGGUGGCUCAGUGGUUAAGAAUCCACCUGCCAAUGCAGGGGACACAGGUUCGAGCCCUGGUCUGGGAAGAUCCCACAUGCUGCAGAGCAACUAAGCCCGUGUGCCACAACUACUGAGCCUGCGCUCUAGAGCCCAUGAGCCACAACUACUGAAGCCCGCGCACCUAGAGCCCAUGCUCUGCAACAAGAGAAGCCACCGCAAUGAGAAGUCUGCACGCCACAAUGAAGAGUAGCCCGCACUGGCCACAACUAGAGAAAGCCUGCACGCAGCAAGGAAGACCCAGUGCAGCCAAAAAUAAAUAAAUAAAACUUAAUUAAUUUUUUUCUUUUUUUUAAGGUAAAGGGAGGAGGAGUCCAGGAUACAUUACUUGGAAUAAGUAGGGUAUUUUAUGAACUGGGUUGUAGGGUCGCCAAUAGUAUAAUAACUAGCACAAGUCAGCUAGACUUGAAGUUACCUUAUGCUCUCAAAUCCUAGGAUUAACUCAUCUUCUCCAGCUAAGAGUCCAAGAGUCACUAAGGUCAACACUAUGGGAUUCUGAGUCCCCCCAGAAGGACGUCAAGAUGCUUCUUUACUGCUGGUGACCAUGCAGAAGCUCCCCCUUCCACAGCUUUUCUUUGCCACCAGUUCACCAUUCAGCAUCCAAAUUCUCACAUCUCUGGAAUUUAACGUUAGACGUCUGCUCGUUUUUCUUUUAAGAAAAACAUGUAAAAUAUAGUAAACUCGUCAGAGAUUCAAUGAAACCCUGUGAACACACUCCUAAGCUGAAAAAAAAAAAAAUCAACCUACAGGCUGAAACACCUGUGUUUCCCUCGCCAAUAGAGAAACCCCCCCUUCCUCCAGAGGCAGCCACUAUCCUGAAUGAGAUGUGGAUCACUCCAUACAUUUCCUGAAACUUUACAUGCCUGUGUUCGAAAGCAAUACAAAGCACGUUUUGCAUUCAUAUAAAUGCAUAAGAUUUCAUCUGCAACUUGCAUUUUUUGCUCCAUAUAUAAGGAAAGAUUUAUCCUUUCAGUGUUGUUUUUUUUUUCCGUGUGGCAUGUGGCAUCUUAGUUCCCCAACUAGGGAAUCGAACCCGGCCCCCUGCAGUGGAAGCAUGGAGUCCUAAUGCAUUAUUUAAAAACUGCAUUAUUAUUAUUUUUGCAUUAUUUUUAAAGAUUAUUUUUUUGACGUGGACCAUUUUUUAAAAGUCUUUAUUGAAUUUGUUACAGUAUUGCUUCUGUUUUAUGUUUUGGUUUUUUGGCCAUGAGGCAUGUGGGAUCUUAGCUCUGUAACCAGGGAUCGAACCUGCACCCCCCUGCACUGCAAUGCAAAGUCUUAACCACUUGACAGCCAGGGAAGUCCCAACAAUUGCCUUUUUAUAUGCUUAUAAUGAACAACUGGAAAUUGAAAAUAGUAAAAAUACCAUUUACCGCAACAUCAAAAAAUAUGAAAUACUUAGGGAUAAAUGUGACAAAAGAUGUGAAGAAUUCAUACAUUGAAAACAAAAUAUUGCUGACAGAAAUUAAAGAAGACCUAAACAAAUAGAGAAAUAUACUUGUUUAUAUGUUAGAGGACUCAAUAUUGUUAGGAUGUCAAUUAUCUUCAAAUAUAUAGAUUCAAUGCAUUUCCAAUCAAAAUCCCAGCAGGAGUUUUUGUACACAUGGAAUCAUAUGAAAAUGCAAAGACCUAGAAUAAUAAAAACAACUCAGAAAUGAAGAAAAUUGGAGAGUUAGCACUAUCUGAUCUCAAAAAUUAUUAUAAAGUACAUAAUCGAAACAGCAUGGUAUUGGUAUAAACAGAUACAUCAAUGAAACAGAAUACAUAGCUCAGAAAUAAACCCAUACAUCUAUGGAUAACUGAUUUUUUACAAUGGCACAGAAGGCAACACAGUGGGAAAAGGAUAGCCUUUGCAACAAGUAGUACUGGAACAACAGGAUAUCUAUCUUUUUUUUUUUUUUUUAAAAGAACUUUGAUCCUUAACUCACACCGUGUACAAAAAUUAAAGUGGAUCAACAAUUAGAACCCAAUUUUUGAAAAAAGAGUAAAAUAUUUUCAUGAAAGAAGAUGGGCAAAUGACAAACAAGCACUUGAAAAGAUGCUCAACAUCAAUAGUAAUUAGAGAAAUAUAAAUUAAAACCACAAUCAGUGGCUUCCCUGGUGGCGCAGUGGUUAAGAAUGCAGGGGACACAGGUUCAAUCCCUGGUCUGGGAAAAUCCUACAUGCCACAGAGCAACUAAGCCCAUGCACCACAGCUACUGAGCCUGCGCUCUAGAGCCCGUGAGCCACAACUACUGAGCCUGCGUGCCACAACUACUGAAGCCCGCGCACCUAGAGCCCAUGCUCUGCAACAAGAGUAGCCACUGCAAUGAGAAGCCUGCGUACCGCAAUGAAGAGUAGCCCUUGCUCACCAAAACUGGAGAAAGCCCACGCGUAGCAACAAAGACCCAACACAGCCAAAAAUAAAUUAAUUAAAUAAAUAAAUUUAUUUUAAAAAAA